Linum tenue is the source of this 1734-nucleotide messenger RNA. The record is from the annotation of a GenBank genome assembly. Lineage: Eukaryota; Viridiplantae; Streptophyta; Magnoliopsida; Malpighiales; Linaceae.
CCCCCCACCCUCCCCAAAAUAAUGGCCACGGAUCGAUCGGACCAUGUCGAUCGACUCGUCAAUUCAUGUCACCACCUCUGACUUCGGUCUAUCUACGGCUUCCUAACUAUAAACACAGUCUCCAUAUCAAAGAGAUAACGCGACUUGUGUGGUUACUAGUUAUUAGUUAAUCAUCCUCCACGCCGGGAAAAGCAGGGGAGCUAGCUAGCUAGCAGCUUCAAAGAGAUGGACCAACCUGCGCAGAUCCAACUUCAAGUCCUCGGGGAUCAACAUCAUAAUGAAGCCAAUAAAGAAGAGACGAUGAAACAGAGCAGCAAAACAGGGCACUGGUGGUGGUGGGUCAAAGUCUCACUCUACACUAUGAGUGUGCUACUGGGACAAUCCGUCGCCGUUCUACUGGGAAGGCUCUAUUUUCUGAAAGGAGGGAGCAGCAACUGGCUCUCCUCCGUCGUCCAAGUCGGCGGCUUCCCCAUCCUCAUCCCCUUCUACCUCCUCACCACAACAACAACAACAACAGCCGCCGCCGGUGGUGUGGAUCACGAUCACGACGACCACGGCGCAAAACCACCUCUUCCGUCUCCCCACACUCUGACCGCGAUCUACGCGCUCCUCGGCCUGGUCGUAGGAUUCGCCUGCUGGCUCUACUCCGUGGGGCUGCAAAACCUUCCGGUCUCAACUUACACGCUCCUCUCUGCUUCCCAGCUAGCCUUCAACUCGUUCUUCUCCUACUUCAUCAACGGCCAGAAAUUCACCCCUUUCGUCGUCAAUUCGCUAGUUCUCCUCACUGUUUCCUCCGUCUUGCUCGUAUUCAACGACGACGAUUCGUCCGCGGCGGGGCCCACCUCGAGAGUCAAGUACGUCACCGGGUUCCUCUGUACCUUGGCAGCAUCGGCUCUGUUCGGCUUGCUGAUGUCUGCCACGCAGUACGUGUUCACUAGUGUGAUCAAGCGGCGGACUUUUAAGUAUGUGAUGGACAUGAUCAUCUACCAGAACCUUUUUGCGAGCUUGGUCACUGUUGUGGGACUUUUCGCUAGCGGGGAGUGGAAGGGCAUAGGAAGGGAGAUGGAGGGCUAUGGGUUGGGGACGACGUCGUAUUUGAUGACCUUGAUUUGGAUCGCCGUGUUCUGGCAGUUGUUUUCAAUUGGAGCGGUGGGCUUGAUCUUCGAGGUGUCUUCACUGUUCUCUAAUUCCAUAAGCGUCGUGGGACUGCCGAUUGUUCCCAUUGCGGCGAUCUUCUUUUUCCAUGAUAAGAUGAGCGGAGUCAAAGGGAUUUCCAUGGUUUUGGCGAUCUGGGGAUUUGUUUCGUAUGUGUAUCAGUUCUAUGUGGAUGAUAAGAACUCUAGAGUUGUUAAGAAGGCAGUUGACGAGACCUCUCGUUGAAGUUCCUGAUGGAAGAUAUCCAACGACAGUCUUGCACCCAUCACUGGCUAGUUAAUCCGCUUAUUUGUAGUUUGGCAACCAUGCAAUGUAGAAUUCAUAUAUUUUAUAGGUGAAGGACUGAGAAGUGAGAACUCAUGUGUAAUAUUAAAACAUACUAGGAAGGAAAAGCCCGCGCUACGCGGCGGGCAAAACAUAUUGUGGAGAUAUUAGUUUGCUUCAAAAGACAGACAAAAUGAACAUUUUGAUCGCUACCCAAGUGAACCAUAUGUACCUCGCGUCAGGAGGCUUGUAACAUAACGUUUAAUUGGUAUCCAUUUCCAAGUUGAACACAUAUUAUACAAUUUACAAAUAUCA